Heterostelium album PN500 is the source of this 1407-nucleotide messenger RNA. RefSeq names its product alpha-fucosidase. The transcript is spliced from 3 exons. Bases 1 to 1407 code for a protein of 468 amino acids. The record is from RefSeq and is a predicted model, not a curated record. Gene Ontology annotation, molecular function: alpha-L-fucosidase activity. Gene Ontology annotation, biological process: fucose metabolic process; glycoside catabolic process. Gene Ontology annotation, cellular component: lysosome. Lineage: Eukaryota; Evosea; Eumycetozoa; Acytosteliales; Acytosteliaceae.
AUGAAUAAUAAAACAACUAGGAAUUUGUUUUUAGUAUUUAUGGUGAUACUAGUGAUAUGUGGUAUCGCUGCCGUAAAAUUGACAAACAACGAUGAAGUUUAUCAAUCUAAUUGGGAUACAAUAAAUGUAAGACCAAUACCAAUUUGGUAUGAUCAAGCAAAAUUCGGAAUGGGAGUAUAUAGUGUACCUGCAUUUGCAAAUAAAUCUGAACCUUCAGCAGAAUGGUAUUGGGAUACUUGGAAGCAUGAUACUGAUGGAGGAUGGACAGCAGAGUAUCAUAAUCGGUCUUUUGGUGCUGACUUUACAUAUCAAGAUUUUGCAAGCAUGUUCACUGCACAUCUCUUUGAUGCUAAUAAGUGGGCGAAUCUUAUCGAAAAAUCUGGUGCAAAAUAUGUUGUACUAACGAGUAAACAUCACGAAGGCUUCCCACUCUGGCCAAGCAAACAAGCACCUAAUUGGAAUUCUGUAGAUGUUGGACCAAAGAGAGAUAUUGUAGGUGAAUUAUCAACUGCUAUUAAAAACAAAGGAAUCAAUAUGGGAUUAUACUAUUCUCUCUUUGAAUGGUUUAAUCCAUUGUAUUUAGAAGAUAAGAGCACGGGUAAACCACCAAAGACUGAAAACUAUGUUGACGAUAUCAUGAUUCCUCAGAUGAAAGAUAUAGUUAAUAAAUACGAACCAUCUAUUGUCUGGACUGAUGGAGAAUGGGAAGAAGAUAGUGACUAUUGGAAGUCAACAGAGUUUCUUACGUGGCUAUUCGCAUCGAAAGUUGGUGAUAAAGUAGUCGUCAACGAUCGUUGGGGAAAAGACUGUCGUGGAAAGAAUGGUGGAUUCUAUACUGGUGGAGAUCGUAUGAAUCCUGGACAUCUUAUGCCUCAUAAAUUUGAGAACUGUGCGACCAUAUCGACGUCUUGGGGUUAUAAUCAAAAUGAAGAUGCAGAUACAUAUCAAUCGGUGGAGAAACUGAUUACCACUUUAGUGGAAACCGUCAGUUGUGGAGGUAACCUACUAUUGAAUAUCGGUCCAACCAAAGAAGGUGUCAUUGUAGUGGCACAACAACAAAGUCUACUUGGAAUAGGUGAGUGGCUGAGUAUCAACGGCGAAGGUAUAUACUCUAGUGUGCCAUGGAGAGUACAGAAUGACAGUACUAGUCUCUGGUAUACCUAUAAUAGCGAUAGUCAAACUCUCUAUGCUUUUAUGACCGGUAACUGGCCUACAACAAACCAAAUACAACUCAUUUCACCAAUAACCAAUAGUAAAACGGCAGUCCAAUUACUUGGUUAUGAUGGACCAUCAUUAUCUUUUAAUCCAUUAGACAAUGGAGGUCUAAAUAUUAAACUACCAUUACUGACCCCAGGCAAAUAUCCACCACAUAAUGUCUAUACAUUAAAAAUAACAAACGUAAAAUAA